GCCGCUUCUGUUGUGACUCGGGCAGCCUAUCCCGAGGGUGGGGAGCCGCGGAGGAGCCUGAGCCGAGCGGUACUCCGCAGCAUCACGUGCCGGGGUGGGGGCUAUAAAAUCCCGGAGCCGGGGCGCCGGGCGGGGGACGCGAGGACCAGCCCUCUCCGGGGACCCCUUUGUUCCCGGCCCAGACUCCUACACCUUUGCGUCCCCAAGGGUUUGACCGCCGGCGUCCACGCAGCUCCCGGGGCAGAGCUCAGAACACGAGAGGGGAGGGGUCGCCGUGGCCGGCCGGGCCUUCCAGCCACCCACCCCUCUCGACAUGUCGCGCUCCUUCUAUGUCGACUCGCUCAUCAUCAAGGACUCCUCGCGGCCUGCGCCCUCGCUGCCUGAGCCGCACCCCGGGCCGGAUUUCUUCAUCCCGCUGGGCAUGCCGGCCCCAUUGGUGAUGUCCGUGUCCGGGCCAGGCUGCCCGUCCCGCAAGAGCGGCGCUUUCUGCGUGUGCCCUCUCUGCGUCACUUCUCACCUGCACUCCUCUCGGGGGCCCGUGGGCGCCGGCGGCGGGGGCGCAGGAGCCGGGGGUACCGGGGCUGGGGGCAGCGGGGCGACUGGGGGUGCCGGGGCCCUGCCUCUGCUCAAGAGCCAGUUCUCUUCGGGUCCUGGGGACGCGCAGUUUUGCCCGCGGGUGAGCCACGCGCACCAUCACCACCACCCGCCGCAGCACCACCAUCACCACCAUCAGCCCCAGCAGCCCGGCUCAGCCGCUGCGGCAGCGGCAGCGGCGGCGGCAGCGGCAGCCGCAGCGGCCCUGGGGCACCCCCAGCACCACGCACCUGUCUGCGCCGCCACCACCUACAACGUGGCGGACCCGCGGAGAUUCCACUGCCUCACCAUGGGAGGCUCCGACGCCAGCCAGGUACCCAACGGCAAGAGGAUGAGGACAGCGUUCACGAGCACUCAGCUCCUGGAGCUGGAGCGAGAAUUCUCUUCCAAUAUGUACCUGUCUCGACUCCGGAGGAUCGAAAUUGCCACGUAUCUGAACCUGUCGGAGAAGCAGGUGAAAAUCUGGUUUCAGAACCGUCGGGUGAAGCACAAGAAGGAGGGGAAGGGCACGCAGAGGAACAGUCACGCGGGCUGCAAGUGCGUUGGCAGCCAGGCGCACUACGCGCGCUCGGAGGACGAGGACUCCUUGUCGCCGGCCUCAGCCAACGACGACAAGGAGAUUUCCCUUUUAUGAGGGAAGGUCGCCUACCCCCUCACAACAUCGGCUCCUGCCAGCCCCAAGCCACUCCAACGUGGGGUGGGGUGGGGGGAGGAUCCAGGGGCCCAAAUCCUCGUAAUUGCAGGGAUCCCAUCUGGAGAAGAAACAAAUGAAGUCCCGGGAUAUACAAGCCGGGCCUGACCCUGGGGUCUCUUUGACCUGUUUAUUUGGGACUCCACUCCAAGUUUAUGGAUUGUUUUUAAACAAUGUAAAUAACCUAGAAUUCAACUCAGCCUCAUCUUGUAACAAAGGAAAAACAGGGUUGCUUGAAGUUUAACACUGUAUGGGGGUUUUUGAAAGCGAAUGCCAUUUCCCCAUCCCUACCGUCUUUCAGAACCUGAUAAGAACGCAGGGUUUCUCGAUUAUUUUGUUGUUGUUGUUGUUGUUGUUGUUGUUGUUGUUUUAAAAUGAAAACAUUGACGUUGCAAAUAAUUUAGAAAAAUCAAACCCUGUAGGUCUUGCUGUCUGAAAUUUUGCCUGGGGAGAGUUUAAGAUCCAAGUCGCUGGAAGUCCCUUUGUAUGUGAAUAGUUUUAUAUAAAAUUUAUAUUUAUAUUUAUUUAAAUAAAUGAAACAAAA
Messenger RNA from Lemur catta (Ring-tailed lemur), 1829 nucleotides. It is a transcript of the gene GSX2, whose product is annotated as GS homeobox 2. Gene Ontology annotation, cellular component: nucleus. The record is from RefSeq and is a predicted model, not a curated record. Bases 314 to 1228 code for a protein of 304 amino acids. The transcript is spliced from 2 exons. Gene Ontology annotation, biological process: regulation of DNA-templated transcription. Lineage: Eukaryota; Metazoa; Chordata; Mammalia; Primates; Lemuridae. Gene Ontology annotation, molecular function: sequence-specific double-stranded DNA binding; DNA-binding transcription factor activity, RNA polymerase II-specific.